Dermacentor silvarum is the source of this 857-nucleotide messenger RNA. Its product is annotated as 60S ribosomal protein L10a-2-like. NCBI's taxonomy places the organism in Eukaryota, Metazoa, Arthropoda, Arachnida, Ixodida, Ixodidae. Gene Ontology annotation, biological process: translation. Gene Ontology annotation, molecular function: structural constituent of ribosome; RNA binding. The coding region runs from base 145 to 798 and encodes 217 amino acids. The record is from RefSeq and is a predicted model, not a curated record. The transcript is spliced from 5 exons. Gene Ontology annotation, cellular component: large ribosomal subunit.
GCUGUUUGCGUGAUCGCACCCCAGGCCACUCUAGGAGUCUAGCUGAGCAUCUGAUCUAGCUGUAUUGAAGGACUCUCGAGUACUUCCACUUCCGCUAGUUGAUUUGGUCGUGUGCCGUGUUCCAGAAGACGUCGUUCUGAAAUCAUGAGCUCCAAAAUAACCAAGGAGACGCUGUCCGAGUGCAUCAAAACGGUCUUGCGAGAGUCGGCGCAGAAGCGCCGCAAGUUCCUCGAGUCGGUGGAGCUCCAGGUCGCGCUCAAGAACUACGAUCCCCAGAAGGACAAACGUUUCUCAGGAACCGUCAAGCUAAGGUACAUCCCUAGGCCGAAGUUCCGUGUGUGCGUUUUGGGUGACCAACAACACUGCGAUGAGGCCAAACGCCACAACCUCGACUGCUUUGACGUUGAGCAACUGAAGAAGCUCAACAAAAACAAGAAGCAAGUUAAGAAACUUGCCAAGAAGUAUCAUGCGUUCAUGGCGUCCGAGUCGCUGAUCAAGCAGAUUCCGCGUCUUCUGGGCCCUGGUUUGAACAAGGCAGGGAAGUUCCCCACGCUGCUUACCCACAAUGAUUCCAUGAUAGCUAAGCUUGACGAUAUCAAGGCCACCAUCAAGUUCCAGAUGAAGAAGGUGCUGUGCCUUGCAGUUGCUGUCGGGAAUGUCGGGAUGAAGCCGGACGAGCUGGCCCUGAACAUCACCCUGGCCGUCAACUACCUAGUAUCUCUUUUGAAGAAGAACUGGCAGAACAUUCGUUCCCUGCACAUCAAGUCCACCAUGGGUCCGCCCCAGAGACUCUACUGAGCCCUGUUUUGGCGUACCGCGUUAGGUAGCUGCCAUUAAAUGCGCAGUGCCUUAUCCUA